CCGACAUGCACAGUUUGCGUCGACCGUAGCGAUGGCGACGAGGUCGUUGGCAACGGGCCAGCCUCACUUCUGCGCCUCGUGCGGCAAGUUCGGCGCGUCCAUGUCGAUUACGCGCUCAGGCCUUCUCUUCUUUUGCUCCAAGGAAUGCCUGCAGCGUCGCCAUCGACGGGCCCACGGCGCGACCAUGAUCGGCGGGCUCCAUCCUAUCUGCGAAGUGGAGUCCCCACGACCCCGCACGAGUACGUCGUCGUGCGAGCUGUGUUGUCUCGGCCGGGGUGGCACCCGGCUCGAAGUUUCAUCCGCGGAAGACACGUCGUCGAUCGUGUCGACGUGUGCGUGCGGCAACCUUGUCGGGUUUUGGGUCUAAUGCAGCGAUAAAUUAUAACUUAUGACACAAAUUCGGGUUGGUUUUCUACUGCAAGGCGGCGGCGUUGUCGCGGAGGUGUUGCAAGAUCAAGUCGACGGCCGAGCUGAGGUACGGCGGCAACCAGUCGUCGUCUUCGCUGGACAAAUCGUCCAAUUCUUGAAGACUCGCUUGACUUUCACGAUGAUACAAGCACUGAUGCCGAUGGGUGCGGCUGUGGAAGAUGAGGCAGUCUCUCGAGCAGUAGUACGCGUGGCCGCAAUUGCCGUGGCACGGAAUGGCAUUCCGCGCGGCCUUGCCGCAGUGCUCGCAGUCGUAGAUGUGGAAAGCAGCCUUGAGCUGCUGGAAGAGGUCAUCGUCGUCAUCAUCCUCGCGACUCAUGCAGCGGUGACGUUGUGUAGCCAUGGC
This is a messenger RNA of Aphanomyces invadans, 772 nucleotides long. RefSeq lists its product as hypothetical. The coding region runs from base 32 to 367 and encodes 111 amino acids. The record is from RefSeq and is a predicted model, not a curated record. The transcript is spliced from 2 exons. Lineage: Eukaryota; Oomycota; Saprolegniomycetes; Saprolegniales; Verrucalvaceae.